Molecule: messenger RNA, 387 nt
Organism: Linderina pennispora
Lineage: Eukaryota; Fungi; Kickxellomycota; Kickxellomycetes; Kickxellales; Kickxellaceae
Product: peptide methionine sulfoxide reductase B2, chloroplastic
Exons: 1
Coding region: 1-387 (128 amino acids)
Biological process (GO): protein repair; response to oxidative stress
Molecular function (GO): peptide-methionine (R)-S-oxide reductase activity
Source: RefSeq, a predicted model, not a curated record
AUGACUGCAAGCAAGAGCGAGAGCGAAUGGCAGGCGAUUCUGUCCCCUGAGCAAUUCCGUGUCCUACGGCAGAAGGGAACCGAGGCGCCAGGCACAGGCGAGUACAACAAAAAGUUCGACACGGGAGUGUACCAUUGCGGCGCCUGCAACGCGCCGCUCUACAAGUCCGCGACAAAGUUCGACUCGGGGUGCGGCUGGCCGGCGUUCUUUGACGCAAUUCCUGGCGCAGUCAAGCGCAACGAGGACCGAUCACUAGGCAUGGUGCGCACUGAGAUAGUCUGCGCCAACUGCGACUCGCACCUGGGCCACGUAUUCAAGGGCGAGGGCUACAAGACGCCCACAGACGAGCGGCACUGUGUCAACAGCAUCAGCCUAAAGUUCCACUAA